AUGUGUGAGGAUGGAACUCACAACCUUAUAGCUGGCUGCACACUGUCAGAGACUCAGGAGAAACUGAUUAUCAGAUCUCCAGGAGAGUCUGUUCUCCUGUCCUGCUCCUGCACUGAUCAACACACCAAACCUGUAAGUGUGAAAUGGGAGCGUGUAGACUCAGGAGGGACUGAGGUAUCCAAUGAGACGACAAACUACACAGGCAGAGUCCACAUGUUUAAUAAGAACCUUCCAGCAAAUCUCUCUCUACUGAUCUCCAACCUGACUGAACAAGACCAGGGAACAUACAGAUGUUCAAUCAACAACAAACAGUCCAUCAACAUCAGCCUUAGCAUUGAAGAGAAGAGAGAAAUCACAGGUUCCUUUGUCAUCAUUUUGUGUGUCUGUCUGGCUCUGCUGCUGAUUGUAGUGAUUGGAGGAUCAGCACUGAUCUUCUACAAACUGAGAAACAAUAAGACACAAGAGUCCAUGUACACAAACACUGAGAGAAGAACACAGAACACAGUGAGUGAAAAGACUCUUAAACCAACUUCUCAAUAUAACCAAAUAUGA
Messenger RNA from Colossoma macropomum (tambaqui), 552 nucleotides. RefSeq names its product CXADR-like membrane protein. The transcript has 5 exons. The record is from RefSeq and is a predicted model, not a curated record. Lineage: Eukaryota; Metazoa; Chordata; Actinopteri; Characiformes; Serrasalmidae. Gene Ontology annotation, cellular component: external side of plasma membrane. Bases 1 to 552 code for a protein of 183 amino acids. Gene Ontology annotation, biological process: T cell costimulation; negative regulation of T cell proliferation; immune response.